Molecule: messenger RNA, 1134 nt
Organism: Penicillium olsonii
Lineage: Eukaryota; Fungi; Ascomycota; Eurotiomycetes; Eurotiales; Aspergillaceae
Source: the annotation of a GenBank genome assembly
AUGCAACCCCUUGAAGGUCGAUCCGAAUCGAUCUUCAUCAUUACUACCGUCUUCCUUGGGAUUUCGUUCAUAGCUGUCUGUUUACGAUGCUUCGUGCGCCUACGCAUUGUCAAGGCCUUUGGCUGGGAUGAUGCAUUCAUGGUCUGCGCAAUGUUGCUGAACACUUUAUUCGCUUUAUGCGGCAUCACCGGAGCCUUGUAUGGAAUUGGACAGAAAUCCAGGGUGCUCUUGAUCAGGGGCACCAUGGAGACAGCAAUGUUUUGGUGGUGGCUUGGCCAAACGAGCUAUGUAUGGACGUGCGCGCUGGCCAAGAUUUCUAUCGCACUGGCCUUGCUCCGCUUGACGGUCGCCAAGGUCCAUAGACUCAUUUUGUACUCGGUUAUCGGAGUGACAUGUGUCAUUGGCCUUGUGUUUUGGUUCAUGCUCACUCUUCAAUGCCAACCGGUAUCGUUUUUCUGGCAACGAGUUCGCCUCGAAUUGGAUCCGAAAGCCGGCUUUUCCGGAACUUGCAUGAACCUCGACAGUAUCAUUGCAAUCGCCUAUGUAUACAGUGUGACGGCAACAUGUUGUGAUUUGACCCUGGGUCUUUUGCCUGUCUGGCUCGUGUGGAACCUGCAGAUGAACACUAGAACCAAGGCUGCUUUGGCUGCGAUUCUGGGAAUGGGAUGCGUUGCAAGUGCAGCAGUCAUUAUCCGCAUCCCCUUCCUUCACGAUUAUAAAGAUACAGACUUCCUAUAUGCGACCUCCAACAUCUCAAUUUGGUCCAACGUCGAAGCCAGCCUAGGAAUCGCAGCAGGCAGUCUAGUGACACUAAAACCGCUCUUUCGUUGGUUCCGUGACCCCAGCUCAGCUGGAGGGAGCCGGAGCCGGAGCCGGAGUAAAAGCAAGCGAACCGGCGGCAGUGUUCCUCUCUCCAGUGUCAACGCAGUGAGAUCUGAUACUUCCGGUACGCAAUACUGGCGACCAGACCUGGAAGACGAUUCGCAUGCGGUUGUCACGACAGUUCAUACCUCGAACCAGGCCAGUCGGACAAGUAGCCAGGAAGAGCUCCACCCCAAGCACAGUGGGACCUUUUUCCAUGGCGUGAAUGUGCAGAAGACAUUCUAUGUUUCCGCAGAUCACGCAUCUAGGUAG